AUGAACAAGCUGUGGGCACGUCUCUUUUCGACUUCUAGGGCGGCCAGAAAGCCUGGAUAUUCUAGCGUGGAGCCAGUUCACCAUCUUGUUAAGAUCAAGAAAGCUGCAUUGAGUCCCAAAUAUCAACCAUUAUUGAUUCCUAAAGAUGACAUUGAGUCUAUAGGUUUCAAACCAACAGAAAUAAGUCAAGAUAGAGUUACAGAACACUAUUACAACACUUUGCAAAGUGACUUAUUGUUGCAUUUUUACGAGCAUGAGGGCGAAGUAGUUGAAGGUGCAAAGAAGAGAGAGUGGGCUCCUGAUUCUCCAUAUGCGUUGUAUCGUAACUUGAAGAAGCCAAAAGGAGUUGGCCGUGCUACAAAGGACAUCAAGCCUAUUGGUCCACACAAUGUACCAGAACUUACAAGUAUUUCUAUCAACUUGUACAACAAAGAAGCUUUGGAAGAUUCGUGGCUUAACAUUUCCAGCAGAUUGCAGGUUGCGCAAAUUACGAAUGUCAAGGCAAAGCAGUUAUACAACAGAUCCAACAUUUUGCCAUGGAAGGUGAGAGAAGGCAAGCCUUGUGGCUGCAAAGCAGAAUUGACAGGACGAGACAUGACUCAGUUUUUGAGUACUUUGACAGAGUUGGUUUUACCUAGAGUGAGAACAUUUCAAGGUAUCAAGAAUACCUCUGGAGACAACAAUGGAAACAUUACUUUCGGUUUGGAUCCAGAAGACGUAAAGUAUUUCCCGGAGAUCGAAAAUUUCCAAGAGUUGUUCCCAAACAUUUUUGGUUUUAACAUCACGUUCAAGACGACUGCGAGAACGGACGAAGCAGCAAGAACGUUAUUGAGUUCUUUGGGAAUGCCAUUCUACGAUCCAGCUUAG
Messenger RNA from Clavispora lusitaniae ATCC 42720, 867 nucleotides. RefSeq names its product mitochondrial 54S ribosomal protein uL5m. The record is from RefSeq and is a predicted model, not a curated record. Gene Ontology annotation, molecular function: structural constituent of ribosome; RNA binding. NCBI's taxonomy places the organism in Eukaryota, Fungi, Ascomycota, Pichiomycetes, Serinales, Metschnikowiaceae. Gene Ontology annotation, cellular component: cytosolic large ribosomal subunit; ribosome. Gene Ontology annotation, biological process: translation.